This is a messenger RNA of Pyrgilauda ruficollis (rufous-necked snowfinch), 1811 nucleotides long. Its product is annotated as voltage-dependent L-type calcium channel subunit beta-1-like. Lineage: Eukaryota; Metazoa; Chordata; Aves; Passeriformes; Passeridae. The transcript has a single exon. The annotation marks the transcript as partial. The record is from RefSeq and is a predicted model, not a curated record.
CCCCCCCGGGUGACCCCAGCCCGUCCAUCCCCGCAUGGUGUGGUUGCUUCUCCCCAGGCUCCGUACCCGGAGGGGGAGCACGGCCGCCUCCGGCAGGGCCCGGGGGACUCGGGGGGCCGCGGGCAGGGCAGGGUCCCCCCGCCGCCCUCCCGCCCGGCUCCCCGCAGCCUGGCCCGCCAGGACACCUUCGACACGGAGGCUCCGGCCAGCCGGGACUCGGAGCCCGGCGAUUCCUGCUGCAUGGACAUCGAGAUGGAUCCCGUCGAGGAGGAGCCGCCGGGCACCCCCGGGGCCGGACCGCAGCCCCCCCCCGGCUCCUGGGACGGGACCGAGCCGGGCCGGGGGCUGCGGGGGCGAGCCAAGGGCCAGGAGCCCCUGGGCCAGAGCGACGGGGAGGGCUGGGGCCGGGACGUUUACAUGCGUUAGGAUGAGGGGGUGCGGGCGGGGGGCUCCCCCCCCUCCCCAGCGCUGAUUUUGGGGUGCGGGACAGCCCCGCUGGUUGCCUUCGUGCCCCCCCGAGCCCGGCCAGCAGUGCCCCGGGGAGCCCCCGCUGUGCGCUGGGGGCUCCCCCUGCCCCGCUCGUUGCUGAGGGGGGGUCUCCCCCUGCCGCGGCCCCCCAGCAUCGCCGGCAGGGACAGCAAGUGACCAAAAGGGGACCCGACGUGUCCCCGUGCCCCAGGGGAGGGGUGGGGGCCGUGCCCCCCCUCCCCAGCCCUGCCUGCUGGGUGCCCCCUGCUUCUCCAUGGUGCUGUCGCCUGUGGGGGUCCCCAGAGCUGGCCGUGGCGGUGGGGGGGUCCCUGCCAGCUGCCCCCCAGCCCGGCAGUGCCUGGCACUGCCCCCACAGCCCCCGGCCCUGCCAGGGGGUGCAUGCGUGUGUGUGCAGGGCUCUGGGGGUCCCCGCUGCCCCCCAGGCUGUGCCCCCCGAGGUGCUGCCUGCCCGAGGGGGGGGGAGGGCGCGGUCUGCAUGUGUUUGCCUUGUGGGGAGGGGGGCUCUGCCUGAAUCGGGGGGUGGGGGGUGAUUCUGAGCCAGUUUUGGGGGUCUAACCUGUGCUAACAGCUGCCCAGCCCUGGCCUGCCGGGGGGGUCCCACUGUCCUGGCACUGCCAGGCCCCGGCCCCCCUUCCCCAGCCCCCCCUCCCUUCCCCUUCCAACCCCCCCGCCGUGCCUGUCCAGCCGUGUCCGUCUGUCCGUCUGUCCGUGAGCCUCUGUCCGUCCCCCCGCCGCGCCCCGGGGCACUGCCUUGUCCUGUGCCCGCCCCGGGGCGUCCCCUGUGCCCCCCAGCUCUGCGGUGUAACCACACCAGGGUGGCCUGGGGACACCCCACGUCCGGUCCUCACCGCGGGACGGGGCUUGUCCCCCUUCUGGUGCAGCCCCUUGCCCCCCACCCCCAUUCCUGGGGGUCCCCGGGGUCACUGCCUUACCCAGACCACCAGCCCGGGUCGGGGGGCUUGGGGGCACCCAGCUCUGCCGCUGCCAAGCCGCCACCCACGUGUGCCUCAGUUUCCCCCUUUUUAUUUCGGGGGGGGACUCGGUGUCACUGCCUGCCAAGUGCUUUGAGCCCCCCCUGCCCCAGCGCUCGCCCCCGUGGCGGCCAAAAUCCGGGCAGUGGGGCCCCCCCGGCCCCCCCCGCGGGGCAGAGGGACGUCCCGUAUUUAUGUCACCCCACAAACUUUUAAUUUAAAGACCCGACAGAAAUGUAUUUUAUUUAUUUAUUCUCGUUGACGUGUGUGUGUGUGUGUGUGUGUUGGGGAGGGGGGGGCACUCGCCCCGCUCGCUUGGUUCUUUGUAAUAAACAUUUCGGUGAGACCUGC